Molecule: messenger RNA, 1344 nt
Organism: Ipomoea nil (Japanese morning glory)
Lineage: Eukaryota; Viridiplantae; Streptophyta; Magnoliopsida; Solanales; Convolvulaceae
Exons: 1
Coding region: 1-1344 (447 amino acids)
Biological process (GO): telomere maintenance; DNA repair
Molecular function (GO): DNA helicase activity
Source: RefSeq, a predicted model, not a curated record
AUGUCAACGGCCAAUUUUGAGGCCUUUAAUGUUAUAUCAAACAGGCUUAUACAAGAAGAAUUAUCAUAUGAUUGUGUGGAUCAAGAGAAAGAGAACCAGGAAUUGGUAAGGCAGUUAACAGAAGAGCAAAAUUUCAUAUACAAUGAGGUGUUAACAGAUAUUGAUCGCAAAGCUGGCGGGUUAUUCUUCAUUUAUGGUUAUGGAGAGACUGGUAAGACAUUUUUGUGGCAAGCAUUGUCCUCCGUUUUAAGGUCUAAGAGGGAAAUAGUGUUAAAUGUUGCAUCUAGCGGCAUAGCUUCGCUUUUAUUACCAGGUGGAAGAACUGCACAUUCUCGAUUUGUCAUACCGAUAUCUGUUAAUGAAGAUUCCACUUGCAACAAAAGUCACGACAGUCCAUUAGCAGAGCUUAUUGUUCAAAGCAAGUUGAUAAUAUGGGAUGAAGCCCCAAUGAUGCACAGAUUUUGUUUUGAAGCUCUAUACCGAACUAUGAGGGAUUUGUUGCGCUUCAAACAUCCAAGUAGUUAUGAAAUGACAUUUGGUGGUAAAACAGUUCUUUUUUGUGGCGAUUUCAGGCAGAUUCUACCAGUAAUUUCAAAGGGUACAAGACAGGAUAUUGUUCGGGCGAGCAUUAGUAGUUCCUCAUAUUUUUGGAAAUCCUGCAAAGUAUUUAGGCUAACUAAUAAUCUACGCCUAAGAAGUGUACAAUCACAAAUCGAGGGUAAAGAGAUUGAGGAGUUUGCAAAAUGGAUAGCUAAUAUAGGUGACAGAAAUGUUGGUAAUUCAAGUGAUGGUGAGUCAGAUAUUACAGUUCCAGAACAUUUAUUGCUGAAGUGCGAGGAUGACCCUAUUGCUACAAUGGUCGAUAGCACCUUCCCUCAUUUUAGACUGGGGAUUGGCGAUCUGUCAUAUCUUAAUGAUAGUGCUAUUUUGGCUCCAACAUUGGAUGUGGUAGAUAGCACUAACCAAUACAUAAAUGAUCAUAAUCCUACUGAGGGUAGGACUUACUUGAGUCGUGAUUCUGUUUGUAAGUCAGAUUCAAAUGUUGAUAUGUUAGCAGAUUUGCACACUCCCGAAUUCUUGAAUGGCCUAAGAUGUUCUGGAGUACCAAAUCAUUCUUUGACAUUGAAAGUUGGGUCACCUGUUAUGCUCUUGAGAAAUAUUGAUCACACACUAGGAUUAUGCAACGAUACAAGGUUGAUUGUUACUAGGUUAGCUGAUCAUGUGUUGGAAGCCAAGAUCAUGUGCGGUACAAAUGCAGGAACAAGAGUAUUAAUUCCUAGAAUGUCACUUACACCGUCAGAUCCAAGAAUGCCUUCAAAUUUCAACGGAAGCAAUUCCCGUUGA